CGAAACACAUGCUCCUGUGAUUCGAAGCAACUCGGCACAUGGGUUUACUGUCGUGAUAAGCGUGAGUUUUACCAAAUAUCAAUAGUGCGGAGUUGAGAAGAGAGUGAAGGAAGACAAAGUAGCAGUCCAAAUCAUAGACAUUUCCGGAAAUUUUUUGAAAAAGACUCGUAGGUAAUAUGAAUGACUUUCUCAUGAGGUGUCGUGUUUAGUGACUCAAGUGUCGUAGUGAAUCUUCAAAGUGAUUUUCAACUUCAACAAGGUGGGCGAGAAAAUGGUCCUGGAAUCGGGGGUUCUACCCCCUCCUCUUCAUCUUUAUGCUGCGGCAGCGGCGGCUCAGCUUGCUCCCCGGCCGCCUUGGGCACCUUUAUUGCAAUUUCCUACCGCCGCUCAAUUGUUGGGAAUGCAUGGUGCUUUUUCUCCUUUGAACAGGCCACGGUAUCCCCACGGAAUUGGUCCUGGAAUGCGAGCUCCUCCGGGACCCCCUUCAGAAGACAGCGGCAGCGAAACGCAUGGUAAAGGUGGAGCUGGUAGCAGUGGAGAGGCUGAUUGUGAGAGUGCAGCAUCAAAAAGAAGGCGGAGUAGGACAAACUUCAACAGUUGGCAACUAGAGGAAUUAGAGAGGGCGUUCGUAGCAAGUCACUACCCUGAUGUUUUUAUGAGAGAAGCGCUGGCUAUGAGAUUGGACCUCAAAGAAAGUAGGGUGGCUGUAUGGUUUCAGAACCGGCGCGCCAAAUGGCGCAAGAAGGAGCACACGAAAAAAGGCCCAGGCCGACCCGCUCACAACGCUCACCCGCAAUCCUGCUCCGGAGAACCGAUCCCUCCCGCCGAGCUCCGAGCCAGAGAUCGAGCGCGCCGCAGGAAAAAGCUGCAGAAAGCUCUGGAGCGGCAAGCGAGAAAACUACGAGCCAAAGGCAUAGCCGUGGACUUGGUCGCCCUGAAGAGGGAGUAUCUCAGCCAGAGAGGGACUGACGCCUUGGACAGUGAUAGUGAUAUAGACGUCGUGGGUGAUUCAGGGGCGGAGUCGGAGAAUUUCAACAGCAGCGAGCACGGCAUGUAUUCGUCUUCAAUGUCGGACGCAGGGGUUGAUUUGUCGACGGGCACCCACGACGAGAAGAUGAGGAGGGCGAAUCCCUUCAGUAUAGAUUCCUUACUGAACAAUACUUGAAAUAGCCGGAACGGCUCGAACUGAAUUGUGCAAUAAUAAUCAUGUCGGUUUUGUUUGAAUGUAGAUGAGUAGUUAUUGGUUGUUGUUGCGUUGAUUUUGUGGCAAUUGAAGAUAUUGACGAAUAUUUGGUUGCACUAUUUUGAAUACAUUCUUUAAACUAGACGGCUGAUUUUGUUAACGUUCUAUUUUAGCUGGUAACUCCAAUUUUGACCACAUUAAAUCAGAACAUGUGACCAAAAAUUUCAAAUAAUAGGAAAUCAACAUUCAACGUGUCACUUCCUUGCUGGUAGCAGCUACCUGUCAAAUCUUUUCGAAGUUUUUAACGUGGUUUCUGUUGACGUUGAUUUUCCUUGCUCGAAUAGCCCGUCGAGGGAAAUAUGUCCAGUGUUCCACAGGUAGAAAAGUUACGUUCUACUGUUCAGUAUAAUAAAUAAUAGUUCAGCAAUUCAAUUAUUGAAUGUAAAAGGCGACGAUACUAUAUAAUUUUGUCAGACAGCACCACCAAAUUUUGAUUAAGGUUUUACUCACCCUGUUGUUCAAAGUUGACUCUGUACCCCUUCUCAAGUGUUGAAAAUAUUUAUUGGGAGUGAGCAAAUAUUGCUCGACUCAUUUGCUAGUGAAAAUAUCAAUUUUUCUUACUGUCACUUCGUUUAACGAAUUAUUAUUCAUUCACUUUUGUUCACUGUAUUCUAACAUACUUGUUUCUACUAAAGAAAGAGCAGAAGUCGUUGCAGCCAUCUAUGAAAAUAACGAACUUUCUGAAUCUGCUGCCAAAAACUUCUAGAAACCAAAACCUGAGCCAUCAGGAUGAUAAAUAUUUGAUUGAUAAAUGAGAAAUUUCCCGUUAUGGUCACAAUAGAUGUAUUCUAUUCUGUCAAAAAUGAAGUAGUUGAGGUUGCAGUUUUAGGCCAAUGACCAAGGGGUAAUCGAUAAUAUAUCAGACAUAUAGCUAGAGUAUCUAGUGUAUCAGAUACUACAUACUAGUGUCUUUCGAAUUUUGAUAGCACACAAAUUUCAAUUUUCAAAAUAAGACUAGCUUAUGUUGAAUGGUGAAAUUAAUAGAGACAAUACUUGUCGUUACUUAAGUGAGGUGAAUCCUCAUUUGAUAUCUGAAAACACAUUCCCAAACUCCAAAAUUGCAUGAUAGGGCCGAAAUAUUUGGAAAUGAACUUUUUGAUACAUACAAUUCAAUUUUUCCACGGAUGCUAUAUAAUGUGCUACUUCUCUCAUCGCUUUCAUACGUUCAAAACGAAAGAUUUCUCACGCAGUGAGAAAUAU
Leptinotarsa decemlineata (Colorado potato beetle) is the source of this 2443-nucleotide messenger RNA. RefSeq names its product homeobox protein unc-4. Lineage: Eukaryota; Metazoa; Arthropoda; Insecta; Coleoptera; Chrysomelidae. Gene Ontology annotation, molecular function: DNA-binding transcription factor activity, RNA polymerase II-specific; sequence-specific double-stranded DNA binding. The record is from RefSeq and is a predicted model, not a curated record. Gene Ontology annotation, biological process: regulation of DNA-templated transcription.